This is a messenger RNA of Hypanus sabinus (Atlantic stingray), 548 nucleotides long. Its product is annotated as protein NLRC3-like. The transcript is spliced from 2 exons. Gene Ontology annotation, cellular component: cytoplasm. The coding region runs from base 12 to 548 and encodes 178 amino acids. The record is from RefSeq and is a predicted model, not a curated record. Lineage: Eukaryota; Metazoa; Chordata; Chondrichthyes; Myliobatiformes; Dasyatidae.
UCCUGUACACCAUGAGCUACAACCCCUCCUACUGCUGGAUCCUCGCUCAGGCACUGGGCCCCUUCUUCACACAAAGAGUCAGGGACCCACAGCGUGUUCCCAAGACCAUCACCCAACUGUACUCCUACUAUAUUUACAACAUCCUGAAAAACCACGGCCGUGAGAUUGAGAACCCCCGUGAUGUGUUACUCAGGGUUGGUCAGAUGGCCUUCAGAGGAGUGUCCGAGAGGAAGAUUGUGUUUACAGAUGGAGAUUUGAUCAAGUUCAAUCUGCAGCCUUCCCAGUUCCUGUCCGGGUUCCUGAUGGAGCUUUUGGAGAGAGAGGAUUCUGCCCGGAGCGUGGUGUACACAUUCCCACACCUCACCAUCCAAGAGUUUGUAGCUGCAGUCGCACAAUUCCUGAAUCCACAUCCCGGGGAUAUCCUGAAAUUCCUCACUGAAGCCCACAACACGACAGAUGGGCGAUUUGAGGUAUUUCUCCGUUUUGUUGCUGGUUUUUCCUCCCGAAUGACAGCUCGGUGCCUGGAGGAGUUUCUGGAUUCAGUAUGA